Molecule: messenger RNA, 687 nt
Organism: Mercurialis annua (annual mercury)
Lineage: Eukaryota; Viridiplantae; Streptophyta; Magnoliopsida; Malpighiales; Euphorbiaceae
Exons: 4
Coding region: 112-540 (142 amino acids)
Source: RefSeq, a predicted model, not a curated record
AAUGAAAAGAGUUGUGGGCUUUUUUAGAGGGAGGGAAUGGGUUGGGCUUUUCACACCAUUAUAGUAAUAAGAAAGAAAGAAAUAGAAAAGAAGAGAUAAAGUAUAUCGGAGAUGGCGAUGAGCAGUGCGAGUGGUGCUUCUCUCUCAACUCUCCGGCCCAAAGCAAUCAUUUGUUGUGAUGAUAAACAAACCAAUUCCAAUUCCAAUAAGAAUAAGCCGUACCUUUCUCUGUCGAAGCCCAAGGCAUCAUGGAUCGUCAGAACCGAGUCAAAUGUGAGGAAACAAACAAGCAAGAAGAGUGAUCCCCCGUGUGUGGUUUGCCACGGCACUGGACGGCUCCACUGUUCCCUCUGUCACGGCCUUGGCAGGAGAAAUUGCCUUCAUUUGCGGAUGCUCCCCCAAGGGGAAUGGCCUAAAUGGUGUACCACUUGCGGCGGCAGUGGCCUCAGUUACUGCUCCCGUUGCCUGGGAACUGGAGAGUAUAGGUACAUCAUGGGAUUCCGCUUCAUGCACAAUGAUCAACAGACGCCCUCCUCAUGACUGCUACCCGCUCAGGGGAUUCACAUUUUCCUUAUCCUAUUUUUUAUUUGCCUGUCAUAUGGUUAUGGUUAUGGUUAUGGUUAUGGUUAUGGAUGCUCAAAUAUAUUAUCAAACCUCCUAUUUUCCAAAAUUACUACUAUUUCCUAA